Messenger RNA from Camellia sinensis, 588 nucleotides. The record is from RefSeq and is a predicted model, not a curated record. NCBI's taxonomy places the organism in Eukaryota, Viridiplantae, Streptophyta, Magnoliopsida, Ericales, Theaceae.
AUGUCGCGAACAACAGAAAACACUGCUAAAGCUAUUUCUGGUGAGAGAGACCCACAAGACCACAGCAAGUGGGUGCGCCACCGCCGGAGGCCGGAGCACCUCCCCUGCCCUCGCUGCGACUCCACCAACACCAAGUUCUGCUACUACAACAACUACAACUUUUCUCAGCCCGCCACUUCUGCAAGUCCUGCCGCCGCUACUGGACCCACGGCGGCACCCUCCGCGACAUCCCCGUCGGCGGCGGUAGCCGCAAGAACGCCAAACGCUCCCGCCCAACGACCACCACCUCUCCGCCGCAGCUCAGGACUACCACCACCACCACCACAUAUCGGCACCUGGGUUCUUGGCGCUGGGUGGGUUGGGCUUGGUCUUGGGUCUGGGUUUGAGGAAAUGGGAUUUGGGCUUGGAAGAGCUGUUUGGCCCAUUUCUUCGGUUGGGGAUGGUGGUGCUGUUGGCGCUGCUGGUGGUGCAAAUAUGAUUGGGAGUACGUGGCAGCUUGAGAGUGGUGAAGGUGGGUUUAUUACUGGUGAGGAUUGCUUUUCGUUGCCGGAUCUUGCUAUUUCCACACCAGGGAAUGGUCUUAAAUGA